AUUCCCUUUUUUACACAGUUUCACCAAAAGAAAAACAAUUGCUCAAACUUGUUGAAUUUCCUUUCCCCUUAACCCUCGCUCUCUUUUUCUCUCUCACUCUCUCAGCUAACUCCAGCCGUUUCUCUCUCUUCUUCUCCGGUACAACGGUACUGAUUUUUCAGUCUUUUCACUGCCGCCAUUAUUCUUCUCCGGCGAUUCACGCGAACAGAAGAUAAACUGCAGCAUGGCCUGUUUACAUUGAUUAUCUAAGGAACAGUGAAGCAAGUUUGAGCACUGGAAAUAAGAUGAAUGCGAAAUUUGACCCAACCACUGUUGGGACACAGCAUGUACAAACUGCUGCCGCAUCUUCACCAUCGACAUCAUCUGCCGCUGGCACGAAAAUGUCAAUGUUCAAGGGGAAGACAGGUUUUGUUAUACCCAAAAACAAAUUUUCAGGUUCGCUAGUUCCCAUGUUUAAAGUUAAAAAGUCCGAGAGCAAUGAUACUGCUGUCGAAGAAAGUAGCAGACAGCUGCAGAGGAAGACAAAGUGGGGCUCUGAUCUUACCCAGGAUGCUUUUGUGAGAAGGGGAAGAGCUUUAGCGUAUCAGACUCGAGUGGAUCAAAUCACGCAGCAGCUGAAAUCAGGAUCACUAAGAGUUGAUAGUCAAAACUCAAAUCCCGCUAGAGAUGCUCCUGAUACCGUGCUUCCAACUAUGCAGCUUGAAUUCGCGAAAUUGCAAAGUUUGGAACUCGAAAGGCGAGAAGCUAUUGGGGAAAUACUGAAGUUAAAUCCAAGUUACAAGGCCCCAUCUGACUACCAACCGGUAUUGAGGGAAGCUACAGUUCCUAUACAUGUAGAAGCACAUCCUGACUACAACUUUCUUGGCCUAGUCUAUGGUUCUGAUGGUGAAAUUCAGAAAAAAUUGGAAAAGGAAACUGGAACGAGGAUACAAAUUUGUGGAACAAAGUCAGAGACCAAGGAAAAGGUUGAAAUUACUGCGUCUGAUGGGAGUGGGCUUAUAAGCUCUUGUGAGGAGGUAUAUGUUCGAAUAUCUUCAGAUACUUAUGAGAAAGUUGAUGCCGCAGCUGCCUUGAUUGAAUUGCUACUUAGCUCGGUACCAGUAAAACCUGCUACCUCCACAGCUUCAGCCGCAGUUUCUGGAGAUAAUGCUCAAGCUCUUGGUGGGGUCCAGGACGUAGCUACUAAUGCAAUCAGUACUUCUGUGGCCAAUCCAGAACUGCAACCAGGUGCAGGACCCAUGUCAACUUCUUCACAAGGACCCUUUCCACCAUACCCAAGGUCAUGGUUGCCAGCAGGUCAAUAUAACUCAUUUACUGGACAUGCUCCUGCUCCGAGUUCUAUGGCUUUCCCCUUUAAUCCCUCGCAAACACGUCCAUUACUUGGACCUGGGCCUCCUGGUCGGUAUGGAUUCGGGACUUUUGGCUCAUCUCAGCAGAAUGCUGCAGUUCCGUCCCCAAGCUUACAUACAUCAGCACCUGUUAUCCCGGGUUCAUUUAUGCCCCCUGCAUAUCCAUUUGGGCAAAGUGGUAUGAGAAAUCUUUCUGCUAACACGUCUACAUCUUCAACACAAUCUCCGUUAGGAGGUCAUCAGCCAAAUUUAGCAGGUUCGCCCAGGGGCUCUCGUCCACAACUAGCUGAACGUCCCUUGAUGACUCCAUCAACUUCUCCUGGAUGGGCGAUGCCUUCUGCUGCUUCCCCACAGUCUCUUCCUUCAGGUAGCUUUCCGGGAUUAGGCUCAUCACAAGGAUUUAUGACAUCUCAACCAUUUUCUGUCCCACCAACUCAGUUUUCACCUCGACUAGGACCUGCUGCAGCAAUGUCAUUUCUGCCUUCACAAAUGCGGGCUUCCCCACCCAUGCCUGCUCAGGCUGUUUCACUCACGCCACAAGCUCAACUAUUCAAUCCAUCCUCAAAUAGUGCAUUAAGGUCACAAAAUCCUCGGCCUCCAUCCUCUGCACCUCAUGCACCAAGCUUUACUCCCCUAAAACACAUGGGUCAGACAGCUCCAGGGCCAACACUGCAAGGUUAUGGUGACUUCACUUUUCAGCCUCACCGACCACAUGGAGCGCCAUCACAAUCUCCCCCUGGACCAGGUUUACAUUUUGCAUCUCAAAGACCAGCACUAGUUCAAUCUCCUCCUGCACUCCAAGGGCCAUCAUUCCGUCAUGCAUUGCAAAAUGCGAUGCCGCAGCCUGUUAGACAAAACUUUACGGGUGCGCCAAUUGGCAAUCAGAUGGGACCACGUCCUGGACAAUUUGGCCCUCCAAGCCCAAAUCCUCACAUGGGCCCCAGACACCUCGGUCCAGUUCCUCCAGUUCCAAAUGCAGGUGGAUCUUUCCCACCCAGAGCAGGGCAUUCAGCUCAAUAUCCGCAAAGCUAUCCUGCACCUCCCUUGAGCCGGCCAGGAGGCAAUUUUUCUUCAAAUAUGCAUCCCAACCCUCCUGGGAGACCACAGGUCUAUGAUCCUUUUUCUCCAACUUCUAUAUCUGCUGCUCAGCCUCAGGGAAGCAACAUCGGGAUUGCAAGGAAGCAUGAUACAGAUCCUGAAUAUGAGGAUCUGAUGGCAUCUGUUGGGGUCAAAUAACCACUAUUAGUCUGUCUGCACUCAAGAGGAUCUUGUUAUACUAUAUGGCCUGUUAGAGAGUUUGAACCCCGAAACUGACACAGACAUUAUGUAGGGUGCUAGAUUUGCUCAUCUGCUCUGGACUUAUUUAUGGUUUGAGGAUUUGUUAAGGAUCCUGAUCACAUUUGCUAAUUCUAUGUUUUGAUGCUCAAAUGUCUUUGGAUGUAAUACGUGAACAAUUGUCUAAUAGGAGUUACUUUUUGGCGUUA
Messenger RNA from Beta vulgaris subsp. vulgaris (sugar beet), 2833 nucleotides. RefSeq lists its product as uncharacterized. The transcript has 9 exons. Lineage: Eukaryota; Viridiplantae; Streptophyta; Magnoliopsida; Caryophyllales; Amaranthaceae. Gene Ontology annotation, molecular function: mRNA binding. The record is from RefSeq and is a predicted model, not a curated record. Gene Ontology annotation, cellular component: nucleus. The coding region runs from base 285 to 2585 and encodes 766 amino acids. Gene Ontology annotation, biological process: regulation of mRNA splicing, via spliceosome.